Molecule: messenger RNA, 4591 nt
Organism: Cucurbita pepo subsp. pepo (vegetable marrow)
Lineage: Eukaryota; Viridiplantae; Streptophyta; Magnoliopsida; Cucurbitales; Cucurbitaceae
Source: RefSeq, a predicted model, not a curated record
GAGAGAAAAAGGUAGAGAAUGGAAAUGAAAAAGAGAGGAGAAAGAAGCAGCUUAAUCUCCUACUUUCAUGGAACAUUCCCAAUCCUGUUGUUCCAUGGAGGAUCAACCGCCAAAGAAAAUACCCACCAUCCACCAUCCAAUUAUCUAAAUAUUUCUAUAAUCAAUCUUCCCUCCUUCUUCUCUUUCUCUCUCUUUCGUGUCAUUGUCCUUCUCAACGCGUUCUUUACCUCCUUAAUGUUCAAAGAAACUUCAUGGGAUCAAUCUGACCUUUUUGGGCGCUCAUUUCUUUAUUCAAUUCCCGUUUUCAACGCCUAAAUAGGUACAUGGAAUUCGUCUUUUGGGAUUCCCCAACACCCAUUUCCUUCUGUGAGGUUUCCAGAAAAAUUCUCACCUUCUAUUGUUCAUUCCCCGCUGCUUUGCCUGAGAAAACAGGAGCAUAUUGUUCUUGUAAAUUAGUGGACAAGUUAAAUGCUUGAUGCCACUCCCAAGCGGUUUUCAACCAUGAAUCCAAUAUCUGUAGACAAGAAUGCUAAGCAGAGACUGAUUUUAGCUGAGUGGUUGAGGAGUAUUUUCCCUGGCUUAAAUUUGCCAAUCAAUGCUUGUGAUGAAGAUCUCAAAGCAUGCUUGCUUGAUGCCAAUGUCUUGUCCCAAAUUCUGAACAAGCUAAAAAAACCUGGUUCUAAGGAGGCAGGUUAUGUUAUCCAUAAUUUGGCUUCACGAGCGGAGAAGAUCACGAGGUUCCUUGCAGCUAUAGUCAACAUGGGGAUAAUGAAGUACGACAAUAUCGACAUCGAAGAUGAUUCUAUGGACUCUCUUUACAACUGUUUAUGGUCAAUUAGAGCACGGCUUAUGUCGAAUGAUGCGGGAGAUAGCCCUUUGGCAUGUAGAUCACCUGCUAAGUCGGAGAUCAACAGUCGUUUUGGCAUAUCCUUUCAUGACCCUUCUUCUCCAAUGAUGGGAGACGAAAGGAGGAAAGUCUUAUUUGAGUCAAAAUUUCUUCGUACACUGAGUGGUCCUAUGGUGUCAGCUGAACCAUUGGGUGGAUCAAAUCAUCUUGGCCAUAAGUUCCAUGAAGUAUUUCAACUAAAACAAGGUCGUUACGCAGAUCUUCCAGCUGCGAAAAUUUCAGAAAUGAUGAAAUCAAAUAGUCUAGACAAUGCUCCAACUCAGUCACUUUUGAGUGUUGUGAAUGGAAUUCUCGACGAAAGUGUGGAGAAAAAGAAUGGUGAAAUUCCUCAUCGCGUCGCAUGCCUGUUAAGAAAAGUAGUUCAAGAAAUUGAGCGUCGUAUUUCUACUCAGGCGGAACAUCUUCGAACCCAAAACAAUCUUUUCAAGGCUCGUGAAGAGAAAUUCCAGUCUCGCAUAACUGUGCUUGAGGCACUUGCAUCAAAUAUCAAUGAAGAAAAUCAGCAAGCUGAGAAGACUAAAGCAGAAGAAAAGAAUUUUACCAAUGAGGAGGUGAAUAGGUUGAUUAAAGAAAGAGAAGAACACAAAGCACAGAUCAUACUAUUGAAACAAGAGUUGGAAACCGCAAAGAAGACGUAUGAAUUGCGUUGCUUGCAAGUGGAAGUCGAAAAAGGCGAGGAUGUGAGUAGGCUAAUUAAGGAACGAGACGAAAGCAAAGUAGAGAUCACAAUGUUGAAGCAGGAGCUGGAAAUAGCUAAGAAGACUUAUGAAUUGCAUUGCUUACAAGUAAAAACAGAAAAAGGUGAGGAUGUGAGUAGAUUGAUUAGAGAAAGUGAUGAAAGUAAAGAAAAAAUCACAAUGUUGAAACAAGAACUGGAAACAACUAAGAAAAUGUAUGAAUUGCAUUGCUUACAAGUGGAAACAGAAAAAGGUGAGGAUUUGAAUAGGUUGAUUAAAGAAAGAGAUGAAAGCAAAGCAGAGAUCACAGUAUUGAAGCAAGAAUUGGAAACAGCUAAGAAGACAUAUGAACUGUGCCGUUUGCAAGUGGAAGCUGAAAGAGGUGAGGAUAUGAGUAGGUUAAUUAAAGAAAGAGAUGAAAGCAUAGCAAAGGUCAUUGCCUUGAACCAAGAGUUGGAAACGGCUAAGAAGACGUAUGAAUUCCGCUGCUUGCAAUUAGAAACAGAAAAGGCUGAGAGUAUAACUAGGUUGAUUAAAGAACGAGACGAAACCAAAUUAGAGAUCAUGGCAUUGAAGCAAGAGUUGGAAACAACGAAGAAGAUGUAUGAAUCGCGUUGCUUGCAACUCGAAACGGAAAUGGGCGAGCAUGUGACUCGGUUGACUAAAGAAAGAGAUGAAAGUAAAGCAAAGAUUGUAAUGCUAAAGCAAGAGUUGGAAACAACUACAAAGAUGUAUAAAUUACGUUGCUUGCAAGUGGAGACGGAAGCAGAAUCGGCUCGGUUAAUGCUCGAGGAAAGGAUAAAAGAACUCGAGGAUCUCUUGGAAGACUCGAGUAACGAAGUGCAAGAACUUACAACAUUUUUUGAAUCAAAGCAAAAAAAGUGGAAUGCAAAAGUAAACAGCUACAAGCGCAUGAUAGAAUUUCAAUGCAAUUUACUAGAGGGUGUAAGACGCUCCACGGAGUCUGUUAAAGAAGAGGUUCUGAGAGUAAAGCUGGACUAUUCAAACGAAGUCAACCAAUUAGGACUCAAACUAAAAUCAAUAGCACAUGCUGCUGGGAACUACCAUAUCUUGCUAACUGAAAAUAGAAAAUUGUUCAACGAGCUACAGGAUUUAAAAGGAAACAUCAGAGUUUAUUGUCGAAUAAGGCCGUUUUUGAGCGGGCAGAAAGACAAACGGAUGACCGUAGAAUACAUUGGUGAAAAUGGAGAAGUGGUAAUAGCAAACCCAACCAAGCCUGGGAAAGAAGGUCAGAAGGCAUUUAAGUUUAACAAGGUGUACAGCCCAGCUUCAACUCAAGGGGAGGUCUUUUCUGAUAUCCAACCAUUGAUACGAUCUGUACUUGAUGGAUAUAAUGUAUGCAUAUUCGCCUACGGCCAAACUGGUUCGGGAAAGACCUAUACAAUGACCGGUCCUAAUGGUGCUACUAAGGAGAACUGGGGAGUUAAUUAUCGAGCACUCAAUGACCUUUUUGAGAUCUCUCAAAAUAGAAGCGGUGCCAUUUCCUAUGAAGUUGGAGCGCAAAUGGUUGAAAUUUAUAAUGAACAAGUGCGGGAUUUACUUUCAAGCAAUGCUUCCCAGAAAAAACUGGGGAUUUUGACUCAUUCCCAACCUUUCGGACUUGCGGUUCCGGAUGCGACCAUGCUUCCAGUGAAUGCAACAUCAGAUGUUAUAGAACUAAUGGACAUCGGACUGAAGAACAGAGCAGUUGGUGCCACUGCCAUGAAUGAAAGAAGUAGUCGGUCACAUAGUAUUGUGACUAUUCACGUUCGUGGGACGGAUUUGAAGGGUGGUUCCUCACUGCAUGGUAAUCUUCACUUGGUAGAUCUUGCUGGUAGUGAACGAGUCGAUCGCUCUGAAGUUAUAGGAGAUCGACUCAAAGAAGCACAACAUAUAAACAAAUCAUUGUCUGCACUUGGAGAUGUCAUUUUUGCUCUUGCACAAAAGAGUUCUCAUGUUCCAUAUAGAAAUAGCAAGCUUACUCAAGUCCUUCAAAGCUCCCUUGGUGGUCAAGCAAAGACGGUCAUGUUUGUACAGCUUAAUCCUGAUGUGAACUCAUAUUCUGAAUCUUUGAGCACACUAAAGUUCGCGGAGAGAGUUUCGGGAAUCGAGCUAGGAGCAGCACGGAGCAGCAAGGAAGGAAAGGAUGUUAAAGAGCUAAUGGACCAGGUGGCAUCUCUGAAAGACACUAUCAGCAAAAGGGAUGAGGAGAUUGAGAGGCUACAACUUGUCAAAGACCUCAAGAACAAUGUACACAACGGUAUCGACAGUGAGAAGCGCAUUGCAACUUCUACGAACAAAGACAUGAACGGUGGAAUGCCAAGAACUCCGAAGUCUUCGGGCAGGAAGAGCAUAGGAGGAGCCAUGGAGAAAACUGGUUUAGAUGAAGACAAUGUAUCAGAUCAUAGUGAUGUGCAUUCAGAAGUAGACUCGCCUCAUUCAAUGGAUGAUGUGAAAAACCAUCAUGAAGUUCUUCGGCCACUAGACAUAGGUCAAAAUAUUAUUGAAGGAGCUGAGCCAUUAGGAUUUGGAGCUGCAGAAUAUGAAGAAAGAAUAAUGGACAUUCCUGAUGAUGAUCUCUCUGUUGAAACAGAAAAUGAUGCAACUCUGAAUUUCAAUCAAACUCCAAAACCAGUAGAGAAGUUGGAAAAGCCCAGAUCUGCCACUGCUGCUUCUAGGAUCAGGGAGCCUACAAGAUCAUCAACUAGUUCUCCAGGACCCAAGGAGCCUAUAAGGUCAUCCUCAGCACCAAGUCUUAGAAAAACUGUAAUGGGGCUCAAGUCUGGUAGAAGAUGGCAAUAACUUGAGAGGGAACUUUUCUUUCCUUUUUUGUUUUGUUUUUUCAUUUUUUCAUUUUUUCUUCCCUGUUUUCAUUGAAAAAAAUAUAUAUACAUAGGUUAGGAAACUUAUUAUUGUAAAGCUGUGUAUAUAAAAGGCCUCUAUGUAUGUAUAGUCCUCAAAAUGGGACGAGAAAACUGUAUAAAAGUAACUUUUAUAUAGAAAUGGC